Nerophis lumbriciformis (worm pipefish) is the source of this 1569-nucleotide messenger RNA. RefSeq names its product phosphoribosyltransferase domain-containing protein 1-like. Gene Ontology annotation, biological process: hypoxanthine metabolic process; guanine salvage; IMP salvage. Gene Ontology annotation, cellular component: cytosol. Lineage: Eukaryota; Metazoa; Chordata; Actinopteri; Syngnathiformes; Syngnathidae. Gene Ontology annotation, molecular function: magnesium ion binding; hypoxanthine phosphoribosyltransferase activity. The record is from RefSeq and is a predicted model, not a curated record.
AACAUCACAACUUUUGCCGCAAUAUUAUAAAAAAGCUGCCGUGAAUCGAGACAUUUUAGGCCGCAACAAUUACAACAAAAGUCCACGAAAUCCUGAAAGAACUGUUGUGAUGACACAAAUGAGUUAUAAGAUAAUUAUGAUCGUAGCAUCAUGGUGUGGGGGUGCACAAGUGCUACCGGCUGUUGUGGUCUAUGCACUGUGUAAAUUUGACAAUGAAUAUGGGCUUUUUGAUUUCUAAGUCUGUGUGGUGUAAAACGAGUAAAACAUCGGUACAAUAUUUGUUUCCCGAUUUUUGUAGAAAUCCUGUGCUUUUUGAGGUUACAAGGAACACUUAAAAUAUUGAUAGCAAAUUUAUAAAAUUACAAGUUGAUAAAAAAAAAAAAAAGCCUCAACACAUUUCAACUAUUGCGGCAAUUUUUUUGAAAAAGCUGCUGUGAAUUCAGGCAUUUUAGGCCGCGAUAAUCACAACAAGGCCCAAGAGGGACUGUUGCAAUGACACAAAUGGGUUACAAAAUGGCUGUUCGGCAGUUGUGGUACUCCCAUCCCCACUAUAAUCUCGAUAUAUCUGGUACAUGCUAAAUAUUUGUCUACUAUUGUCUUUAAAAAAUAAUAACUAUCAGCUCGAGACAAUCUUGAACGCAUACUUUUUGCCCCGCAGUAGGCGCGCAUGCCUCAAUGGCAUCACAUGAGGGCAAUUAACUCAACAAAGCUGCGCUCUUUCAAAAAGAAAAAAAAAAAACAAAUGACUUAAGCGUGAUCGGUGACGACUGGAGUGUUCAUUUUGUGAACAUUCCUGGACGAGAAGCAAGCAAAAAGUCACCGGCGUGGUCUUGUGAACUUUGACCUGCCAGAAAUGGAACACGCGGGGAAGAAAAGAGGCAUUGUGAUAAAAGAUGACUGGCCAGGAUACAGCCUGGACCUGUUCACCUACCCGGAGCACUAUCAUGACGACAUAGACAGCGUUUACAUUCCACACGGCGUCGUCAUGGACAGGACCGAGCGCCUGGCCCGCUACAUCAGGGACGACUUUGCAGACGACAACAUCACGGUCCUGUGCGUCCUGAAGGGCGGCUACAAGUUCUGCGCCGACCUGAUGGAGUUCAUCAAGGUGCUCGGACGCAACUCCAACAAGUACCUGGAGACCCGAGUGGAGUUCAUACGCCUCAAGAGCUACCUGAAUGACCAAUCCACAGAGGACCUGCACAUCAUCGGCAGCCGAGAUCUAUCCUUUCUGCAUGGAAAGAGUGUGCUCAUUGUUGAGGCCAUUGUUGACACAGGCAAGACAAUGAAGGCCCUUCUGAAGCAUGUGGAGACCUUUGAACCCAAGAUGGUCAAGGUCGCGGGUCUGCUGGUGAAGAGAGCUGCCAACAUGGAUGAGAACCUGACAGACUAUGUCGGAUUUGAAAUUCCGAACCGCUUUGUCGUCGGCUACGCUUUGGAUUACAACGAGUACUUCCGCGACCUGAAUCAUAUCUGCGUCAUCAGCAAGACGGGGAAGCAGAAGUACAAGGUUUGACUGACUGACAAAAACUGUACGGGUAACUUCAAUAAACGCAAAAAGUAAACGUU